ACUGCAGACUCCUUUGGGAUUACGUCUAUCAGUUGCUCUCCGACAGCCGGUACGAAAAUUUCAUCCGAUGGGAGGACAGAGAUUCCAAAAUAUUUCGGAUAGUGGACCCAAAUGGGCUGGCCCGGCUAUGGGGAAACCAUAAGAACCGAACAAACAUGACCUAUGAGAAAAUGUCCCGUGCCCUGCGCCACUACUACAAAUUAAAUAUUAUCAGAAAGGAGCCAGGACAAAGACUUUUGUUCAG
This is a messenger RNA of Thamnophis sirtalis, 244 nucleotides long. Lineage: Eukaryota; Metazoa; Chordata; Lepidosauria; Squamata; Natricidae. The record is from RefSeq and is a predicted model, not a curated record.